CAAUGGAUUACGACUUUAAAAUGAAAACUCAAAAGGAACGCACCAAAGUUGAAGAUCUCUUCAACUAUGAAGGUUGUAAAGUCGGCCGGGGUACUUAUGGUCAUGUUUACAAAGCCAAAUGGAAAGAGACAUCGGAUGGCAAGGAAUACGCCCUUAAGCAAAUCGAUGGUACCGGUCUGUCGAUGUCGGCAUGUCGUGAAAUCGCCUUGCUACGCGAAUUAAAACAUCAGAAUGUGAUCGCAUUGAUACGAGUAUUUUUGUCCCACACGGACCGUAAAGUGUUUUUGCUCAUCGACUAUGCUGAACAUGAUCUCUGGCAUAUUAUUAAAUUCCAUCGAGCAGCCAAGGCUGCUAAGAAGCAAGUGGUCGUACCAAGGGGAAUGGUGAAAAGUUUACUGUAUCAAAUAUUCGAUGGUAUCCAUUAUUUACACAGUAACUGGGUGUUACAUCGUGACUUGAAGCCAGCUAAUAUUUUGGUUAUGGGUGAUGGACCGGAAAGGGGUAGAGUAAAAAUUGCCGAUAUGGGUUUUGCGAGACUUUUCAAUGCUCCGUUGAAACCUUUGGCCGAUCUUGAUCCUGUGGUGGUAACAUUUUGGUAUCGUGCUCCAGAAUUAUUACUGGGAGCCAGACAUUAUACCAAGGCCAUUGAUAUUUGGGCUAUUGGUUGUAUUUUCGCUGAAUUGCUGACAUCUGAACCCAUUUUCCAUUGUCGCCAAGAGGAUAUUAAGACUAGCAAUCCCUAUCAUCACGAUCAAUUGGAUAGAAUAUUCAAUGUUAUGGGUUUCCCUCAGGAUAAAGACUGGGAGGAUAUUAAGAAAAUGCCUGAACAUCACACCCUGACCAAAGACUUUAAACGUUCAUCGUAUUCCACGUGUUCCUUGGCCAAAUAUAUGGACCGUCAUAAAAUAAAGCCGGAUAGUAAAGCAUUUCUUCUACUUCAAAAACUGUUGCUGAUGGAUCCCAAUAAACGCAUCACAUCAGAAAUGGCCAUGCAAGAUCCAUAUUUCCUAGAAGAACCAUUACCAACCCAAGAUGUUUUUGCCGGUUGUCCAAUUCCAUAUCCAAAGCGGGAGUUUUUAACAGAUGAUGAUCAGGAAGAUAAAUCGGAUACAAAACGUCAACAGCAGCAGCAACAGGCUGCAGCACAACAACAUCAACAACAACAGCAGCAACAACAGGCCCAGCAACAACAACAGCAAUCGCAGCUACAGGCUCAGGCUCAACAACAACAACAAGCUCAACAGCAGCAGCAGCAACAACAACAGCAACAUAGUCAUGAACCGAAUUCGAAGAGGGUACGACUAUCUGGUCCUGGUGGUGGUCCACAGCCAAAUCAACAGGUGGUGCAUCCAGGACAACAACAGCAACAAGAUUUCCAUCAGCAACAAGUUGCAGCUGCAGCUGCUGCCGCUCAACAACAACAACAGCAGCAGCAACAAGCAGCCGCUGCUGCCCAACAAAUGAUGUUCAAUCAACAGCAACAGAAUUUCCAGCAACGUUUCUAA
Molecule: messenger RNA, 1505 nt
Organism: Musca vetustissima
Lineage: Eukaryota; Metazoa; Arthropoda; Insecta; Diptera; Muscidae
Gene: Cdk8
Product: cyclin-dependent kinase 8
Exons: 1
Coding region: 3-1505 (500 amino acids)
Biological process (GO): protein phosphorylation
Cellular component (GO): nucleus; mediator complex
Molecular function (GO): RNA polymerase II CTD heptapeptide repeat kinase activity; cyclin-dependent protein serine/threonine kinase activity; ATP binding
Source: RefSeq, a predicted model, not a curated record